CUUGGUCGGUGUUUUUAGAAACCAGUAUUAUUGGCUUUUGGGCGCGUGCUCUGCCUCUGCCGGAGAGUAGGCUAGUCCAUAAGCCAAGUUCUCUGGAACCCUAAAAGGGUAAGGAAACUGCCAGUAGGCGACAGGCAAGACAAGAUUUUCCCAAGACUCGUUUUCUAGCCACCACAGCAUAUUUCGUAUGCUGCUUUGUAUUUCAAAUACACUUAUCCAUUCAUGUCUGAGAUCAAUAAAAUCAGUUUUCUACUUUCUACAAAAAAAAAAAAAAGCUCUAUAACCACUGAGCCACCUAACAGCACCAAAGCGUCCUUCAUCCUUGAGUCACUUAACAUCACUGUGAACCCUGACCUCACCAGCAGCACCCCUCAGCCAGAGACCUGUUACUUGCAACCCAGCUUUUCCCCCUUUGUCUUCUUUCUCCUGCUGACAGUCAUGAUGGCCUGCUGCCUGACUGCCUUCUUCGGACUGACUCGUCUCCCUAAGCAGUGGGAACUCUCUACUGAGGACCUCCUAGUUAGUCAGGUGACUCUCAGAUCUUUCCAGCUCCAGGAAACUGGCAGCAGUAACAGAGACAGCUGCCCAUCCGUAGUCCUGCCUGAGGAGAAGCAGGUCACCAUCCGGCCACAGGCCCAAUUAGCCUUCAUCUACUUUUUGGUGGUCUUUGUGAAUGCCCUCACCAACGGAAUCCUCCCCUCUAUCCAGACUUACUCCUGCAUGCCCUAUGGUUCUAUGGCCUAUCACCUGUCUGCAGCACUUAGUGCCAUGGCCAACCCCCUCUCCUGCCUCCUGGCUAUGUGCCUAUCCAGUAGAUCUCUCUCCUGGCUGGGGAUGAUCACAGUGGUGGGAACCGGUUUUGGAGCCUACAACAUGGCCGCGGCUGUCCUGAGUCCCUGCCCCCCGCUGAAGGGCUCCCAUUGGGGAGAGGCCCUCAUUGUUAUCUCUUGGGUGCUUUUCACUGGGACCCUGAGCUACGUGAAGGUGAUGACUGGGGUGCUCCUGCGUGACCUGAGCCACAGCGCCCUCGUGUGGUGUGGCGCAGCGGAACAGUUGGGUUCUGCAUUUGGGGCGAUACUCAUGUUUCCUCUUGUCAACGUGUUGCACGUUUUUAAAUCCGCCGAUGGAAGCAGCCUGCAGUGUCCCAGCUGAAAGCAUGCACGAGACAAU
This is a messenger RNA of Antechinus flavipes (yellow-footed antechinus), 1170 nucleotides long. RefSeq names its product solute carrier family 52, riboflavin transporter, member 3-like. The record is from RefSeq and is a predicted model, not a curated record. Gene Ontology annotation, molecular function: riboflavin transmembrane transporter activity. The transcript has a single exon. NCBI's taxonomy places the organism in Eukaryota, Metazoa, Chordata, Mammalia, Dasyuromorphia, Dasyuridae. Gene Ontology annotation, biological process: riboflavin transport. Gene Ontology annotation, cellular component: plasma membrane. Bases 223 to 1152 code for a protein of 309 amino acids.